AUGGCGACCAACACAGUGCAUCGCUGCGUCGACUGCGCGGCGCCUCUGGUGUUUGUCCACGAUUCCGCUCCGCCUGCGUGCUUGCUCCCCGCGGAAGUACUCGAGGAGGUGGCUGCGGGAGCUUCGCGCAGGAUUCGCGGCUCAUCCCCCCCGUCCACUCAGGCCGCGGGCCUGCAGGCAGGCGACGCUGCCGGCUCCACGCCCGACGUCCCCUCCUCUGCCGCUGCGUCUGGGGCAUCUGGAAGCGAUUUAUGUCGCACUACCUUUGGCCUGCAGUCAGUGCUGGAUGCAGAGGAGAUAGAGCACCCGCGUUUCACUCAAGGCGACGGCGCGCGCACGCGCCAGCCAAGCGGCACUCCGCACAUCCGCCUCUCCGACCUGGGGGAAGGGGGGCCCCUCGGGGCUGCCCUGCCGCCCGCAUGCGCUCCGGUCGCUGAGGCCGCGGGCUCGCCUUCACUGCAGGAUUCGUUCGUUCUUCUUUCGCCUCUGCCGGGAACUCAAGCUCCGUCCUCGGCGCUCCCCGAAGAGGAGGGUGCCGCUUCAUCGCCCGCGGCAUCUGGGAAGUUGCGUCCAUUGGAGGCGUCGCCAGGCUCCUCCUCCUCAUCGAGCUGGCCGGCGGGGUCGCUCAGUGAGCGGUCUGCGCCGUUGCCCCAGGACGCGCCUCGGCAGCAGUUUGUGGAGAGUCUCCUGGCGGGCGAAGGCUGGACGCAGCUCGUCCUCGAUGACGCUGCACUUUGCGCCAAGUGCCUCGCGGUGACAGUUGGUCAGCUCGAGCAGCAACUCGAGGAAGAGCGCGCCCUGCUGUGCCAGUACUCGCGCGCGCUCCGCAGACUGAAGAAGCACCGGCGCCAGGAGGCCGCGAGGCAGCGGAGAGACGGAGAGACAGCGAACAGAGCAGAGGGGGGAGACGGCGACGACGCGGCCCAGCGAGACGAAAUAAAGACUCCAAGGGGUGCGCCGCUGGGGGCGACGGAGACAGAGACGCAGAGCGGCGCGGAGCAGCCUGCGCAAGGCCCAUCUGCGAGCCGCGAAGGCGACUCGCUGAUGCCCUCUGGUACGGUCGCCAGCCGGAGCGCGCCCGACAGGAAUGGAGAGGCUGAACGCGCGGCGGCUGCGAACGAGGAGCUGUCGCACGCGCAGCUCGCUGCAGCUGUUAUGAAAGCUCACGAGGAGUUCGAAGAAGGAGAAGAAGCAGAGGAACAGCUUCUCGAGGAGAUUGCCACGCUCGAGCUCCUGCAGCUCCAGCUCUGGUUUCAGUCGUCCGCGCAACAGGAUCAGGUUGCUCAGCAAGAAGAGGCGACCGCAGCGAUGCUGCGCGAACGCGACUACGUGAGGAGUCAAGUGCGGAGGCUGAAGCAGCUGAACGUGAUGAACGACGCCUUCCACAUCUGGACAGACGGCGCGCUUCCAUCCAUCAACUCCUGCCGAGUCGGGCGGCUGGCGUCUCCCGCAGGUCCCAGCUGGACCGAAAUCAACACCGGCUGGGGUCACAUGUGUCUUCUUCUCGACGUCCUUUUUCGGAAAGUCUACGUCCACCCUACGCACUACCGGCUGCUGCCGCGCGGCCCUUAUUCCUGUUUAAUCAGGAGGAAAGACGACACAGUUUUGCCGCUGCAAGGGGGCACGAGUGAGACCGGUCUCAGCCGGUUCUUCUACAGCAAUCGGCGGUUUGACGCGGCCACUGCCGCCUUCUUAGAAUGCGUACAGGAGCUGUAUGAAGCUCUAGUGCAUUUCGCCCGUCAGCCGUGGCCUCCGUACGCAUCGCCCGACCUCCAGACGCCACUGGAGCCGCCUGAACUUCCGUUCGCCAUCGACGGCGACCGAGUCGGGGGCCUUUCGGUUCGGCUGCAGCUGAGUCAGGACGAACGGUGGAGCAAGGCAGUCAAGUAUCUGCUGAUCGACCUUAAGUGGCUCCUCGGAUAUGUCGAGAAAGUAUGCGUCGUCCUUCCCUCCGUCACCUAG
This is a messenger RNA of Besnoitia besnoiti, 1962 nucleotides long. RefSeq lists its product as uncharacterized. Lineage: Eukaryota; Apicomplexa; Conoidasida; Eucoccidiorida; Sarcocystidae. The record is from RefSeq and is a predicted model, not a curated record. Gene Ontology annotation, biological process: late endosome to vacuole transport; autophagosome assembly; autophagy. The coding region runs from base 1 to 1962 and encodes 653 amino acids. Gene Ontology annotation, cellular component: phosphatidylinositol 3-kinase complex, class III, type I; phagophore assembly site; phosphatidylinositol 3-kinase complex, class III, type II. The transcript has 7 exons.